AUGCCCUUGUGCGGUAAAAACGAAAUCAAAUCAGCAAACCGAAAGCUAGUUGUUUGUGGAGAUGGCGCCUGUGGAAAGACAUCCUUACUAAAUGUCUUUACUAGAGACUACUUCCCUCAGGUUUACGAGCCCACCGUAUUUGAAAACUAUGUGCAAGAAAUCACAGUAGAUCAGCAAACAAUUGACCUUUCGCUCUACGAUACAGCAGGCCAAGAAGAGUUUGAUAGAAUUCGCUUGCUGUCAUAUGAGAAUACACACGUAUUCAUGUUGUGUUUCUCGGUGGAAAACCGAGAUUCAUUUCAAAACAUACCUGACAAGUGGCUGGAAGAGGUGACAGAGCAUGGAGGACCACAAGCUAAAUUAGUGUUGGUUGCCUUGAAAUGUGAUUUGAGAGAGGAGAAGAGGAACACAAUUUUGUAUGAAGAGGGGUUGGAAAUGGCGAAAAACAUCAAUGCGGUACGAUAUUUAGAAUGUUCUGCCAAGCAUAAACGUGGUGUCAAAGAAUGCUUUCAAGAAGCAGCCAAAGUAGCACUUUCAGUAAAACUGAGCUCUUCUUCACAUGACCGCAAAGGCAAAUGCAUUUUACUCUAG
Molecule: messenger RNA, 591 nt
Organism: Mucor velutinosus
Lineage: Eukaryota; Fungi; Mucoromycota; Mucoromycetes; Mucorales; Mucoraceae
Exons: 4
Coding region: 1-591 (196 amino acids)
Biological process (GO): small GTPase-mediated signal transduction
Cellular component (GO): cytosol
Molecular function (GO): GTPase activity; protein kinase binding; GTP binding
Source: RefSeq, a predicted model, not a curated record